AUGACAACAGCAAAUAUUUUGGUUCUGGGAUCAGAGGGUACAGGUAAAUCUCUUCUUUUAAAAAGAUUAAAAGCUCUAAGUAUGGAUCCUGAUGUUGUGUUUGAUGAUAUCCCGUCAACUAUUCAAACAGUUGGUAGCAACUUGGUUAAAAUACACAUUAGUAAACAAGAUUAUGAGUUGCGAGAAGUUGGUGGAGUAAUGGCACCUAUUUGGAAAAAUUAUUAUAAUAGCGCUUGUGGUGUUAUAUUUGUAAUUGAUGUUUCUAAUCAAUUCCAGUUAUCUGCAUCGUGUAUACUUCUAUUAAGUGUUUUGUCUGAAGAACUUUUGAAAAAUAAACCAUUGUUAAUAUUAUUGAAUAAGAUAGAUAUGGAGUUAACAUUCUCUUUGGUAGAAAUUGAAAAAAUUUUACGAAUCAAAGAAAUUAAAAAGUAUGCCAAUGUAAGUGUUAUUGAAUGCAGUUGUGUUAAAAAUGUGGGCUUGAGAGAUAUAGAAAAAUGGUUGUCUACAGUUAAAUGA
Molecule: messenger RNA, 516 nt
Organism: Hydra vulgaris (swiftwater hydra)
Lineage: Eukaryota; Metazoa; Cnidaria; Hydrozoa; Anthoathecata; Hydridae
Product: ADP-ribosylation factor-like protein 16
Molecular function (GO): GTPase activity; GTP binding
Source: RefSeq, a predicted model, not a curated record